CUGAGCAUGGCUAAUGAGGCACAAGCGAAUGUUGAAAAGCAGAAAAGCAAGGUCUCAAAGUGUGUUCGAUCACGAGCAUCAUCUCCUCCAUGCGCAGCAUGCAAGAAAAUGAGAAAAAAAUGCAGCAGUGACUGCAUCUUUGCACCUUAUUUUGGUUCUAGCCAGGGCUCAACGCUGUUUGCAGCAGUGCACAAGGUGUUUGGUGCAAACAAUCUGUCAAAACUCUUGCUAGAAGUUGAAGAGAUUCAUCGUAAUGAGACCAUAAAUUCCUUGUGCUACGAAGCUCAAACAAGGCUAGCCAACCCUGUUCAUGGUUGUGUCUCCACCAUUUCUGCUUUGCAACGACAGGUGGCAUCAUUGCAAGGAGAGCUUGCUAUGGUUCAAAAUCAAUUGAUUAAUACACAAAAUUUAUAUGAAAGUCUUCUUCAAAGGACAUAUCACCAACAACAACCAAACAUCAAUGUAGUUGUGCAACCUUCUGCAAAUAAUGUUAUGAACAUGAGCUACUUCAACCCAGCUUUUGAUCACCUUUCAAUGCAGACAACACCUUCAACAGUCAACAUGGACCCUCCUCAGUAUUUCUUUCCAUAAGUUUUACUUUGCCUUCCU
Molecule: messenger RNA, 609 nt
Organism: Vigna radiata var. radiata (mung bean)
Lineage: Eukaryota; Viridiplantae; Streptophyta; Magnoliopsida; Fabales; Fabaceae
Product: LOB domain-containing protein 20
Exons: 2
Coding region: 7-591 (194 amino acids)
Biological process (GO): positive regulation of DNA-templated transcription; hormone-mediated signaling pathway
Cellular component (GO): nucleus
Source: RefSeq, a predicted model, not a curated record